Molecule: messenger RNA, 2991 nt
Organism: Myzus persicae (green peach aphid)
Lineage: Eukaryota; Metazoa; Arthropoda; Insecta; Hemiptera; Aphididae
Exons: 14
Coding region: 585-2315 (576 amino acids)
Biological process (GO): signal transduction
Source: RefSeq, a predicted model, not a curated record
AUCGGUGGCGCAGGCUCCGUCGCACUGAUAACACAAUGACUUAUCACCCUCCCACCACGGCCACCAGCAGGCUGACCUUGGUCGGUUGAUAAUCCGUGUGGCGCUGUCGCAAUACUCACAGGUGUGAGCCGUGAGGCGUUCGCUGUUUACUGUUUAGUGUUCUGUCUUCUGUGCCGAGCGCUUGAGAGUCAGCUCUGUCUGGGAGUGCGUUUGCCGGUCACAUUUUCACAACCUCGGCGACAAGGCUAUGAGCAGCAAGUGUCUGUCCUCGAACUCUCCAACGACAUAUCCAUUCAUCAAUCCAGUAUUCCAGUCGUGUUCCAGGUUCCGACACAGCGAGUGAUUGUUUGUUUUGUUUUUGAAACACUCGAGUCACUAUGAAGGUCAAUUUUUACACCUUUAUAUGUUAAAAUUACGUCUUGUAUCAACACAUUUCCUUAAGCAGCCAUAAAAGCAUUAAAAUGUGCCGUGAUUGGGAUAUGAUUAUCUAAUUUUUAUAUUGAUAUAAAUUUGAAUUUAUAAACUGUGUCAAGCUGUUGAAAUUACUGCAGUGGUUUGCAGGAUUUACCCAGAGUUUGAAUUGUAUGAAAAUGAAACUAACUUUGUGUUGUACCGACACACAUAUGCUUAGUAAGCAGGUUGAAACAAAAUUUGAGAUGUUAUUAGAAGAAUAUAAUUCAGAAAAAUUGAUUUUGAUUGGUAUGCCGUUGGAAAAAUUGCCAUUGAAUCGUGAUGGGUUACCACUUAUUGUAGAAAAUAUAAAUGAUUAUAUAAUUGACAAAGGAUUAUAUGAAGAAUGUCUAUUUGAUGACGCAUAUUCAACUAAUGGACGUAAAGCCAAUAUUAUAAAUGCUUAUGAAUUAGUGAGUGGUUCAAGGAAAAGUUGUAAAACAAUCCUAGAUAUUGAUGCAGUAGAUGUUGCAUCAGUGUUGAUUAUGUGGCUUUACUACUUACCAGAACCAUUGAUAUCUUCAACACAAUUUUCAAUGAUUUGUGAUCUCAAUGUCAAUAAAAAAUAUAGUGAAAUUAUUAAGUCCAUGGACAAUAUUAGCAGACUAACUUUACAAGGAGUGAUGAACAUUGUGGAUUCUUAUGAGAAGCAACACAAGUCAUAUAAGGAGAAACUAGGAAUUCUUUUCACACUGCUUUUGACAAAACACGUAGAUAUUGUUAGCCAAAAUAAUUCGUCACAAUUUUUGGACAAUUUAAAGGUUGUUUUGAUGAAAGCAGAAGUUAAUUAUGAUGAACCGGAAUAUAGUAUUGGUUUUAAUAAAAAAACAGGAAAGAUAAAAUCUUAUUCUAAUCAAGAUGAAAAUGAGUUUAAUAAAUAUAAUCUAUGUAACAAGAAGAAUCUAUUUCGCAGGUCGUUCAGUGAUGAUGGAUUACGCCUAAACGCUGUUGUGGAUGAUGUUGAUGCAAAAGUUAAAUGUUCAGCUUUGAUGAAAUCAAGUAGCUGUAAUCUGACUGAAUUUUUUUCGGAAGAGGACGUUCAUUACAACUCAUUUAUCAAUGAUUUAUCAUAUGAUAAGAACAAUUUGAAUACUAAAUCAGUUGAUAAAUUGUCUGAUGAUAACUUGUAUGACAGUUCAGUUUGUGUUACUAAUGAGUUAUAUAGUUCCCAAAUUGAUGACAUGAGAAGUGUAGAAAGGACCAUGCAGAUUCAUUCCAGAACUACAAUGAAACAAACAAAAACUAAAUCUAUUAAAAAUCAUGUAGAAAGGGUUUUGAAGUCAGGAUUUUUAUCAAAUGAAGAAAGUUUGCUGUUGAAAAACACAUUAGAACUCAUGAAGAUACUAUCAAAAAUUAAAAAUGUUCAAAAUCAAAUUAACAUUCAUAGGAGAAAUAGAGAAGAUGAAUUUGGUUGUGAAAAUGAAAAGAACAACAAACGUUUUUCAGAAUUGCAUUUUUUAAACAAUCGCCUUGAGCAACUAUCUAAUCAGAAAAAUAAUUAUUUAAAUAAAACUGGAUUAUCAUAUGGUAGAUUAUACAACCGUACAGUUUUAAAUCUUAAAAAUGCCCAAAAAGAAGCUUUUAAGUUACAAGAAAAUGAGAAAAAUAACAAGAAAAGUCCAAACGAAAAUGUUGAUAAAUUAAUUUCUGAUAUUUACAACAUUCAAAUAGUUCUCGAUUAUUUGGAAAAUAAUUGUGGUGGUAAAGAGCUGCCAUGGAGGUCAAGUAAAGGUUGUCCAGGUCACAAAAGAAUGAAAAAAAAACAGUUGAACUGUGUAACUGUAGUGUCUGAUUUGCAAACAAUUGGUGAGCACGAAAUCAUGGAAACUAUAGCCCAACCGUUUUUUAAACAAGUGGAACAGUAACUUGCUCUAAUGUUUAGUAAGCUUAAGUCUGUUAAGGAGUGUUAGUUGUCAUCUUUUUUUUGUAUUUAAAUACAAAGUCUUAGUAACAAUUUAAUUACAAUUUAGUUUUAAAUGACUGUAAAAUGCUAUUAUAAUAAUCCUAUCUAAAAUGCUAUCUAAUAUUAUUUGAGACUUAUUUAUAACUGGUGCCUUUAAAUUAUUUAACUGAUAUUUACUAAUUAAGAAUUAUCUUGCAUUCUUACUACAUAUUUUAAACCAUAUAUUUUUUGUACAAUUUAUGGUCUGUACAUUUUUCUUUAUAUUUACAGAAAAAUGAGAUAUUUUUUUUAAGGUAUGAGAUUUCUUAAAAUUUACCAAUAUACUUAUUUAGAACGAAAAACAGUUGAAGCAUUAAGAAAUUGAAAAAUAUUUAUUGUUCUGAUAUGAUUGUAAUUUUUGGAAAAAAUUUAUUUUUGAUUAAUGGAUUAGGUCUUGAAGAUUGCUCUUCUUUGAACGAUUUUAUUGUUUCCUAGUAUUCAUAACAAAUAUCAAAAAUAAUAAAUAAUAUAUAAGACACGUGAAUUUGAAGCAGGACUAAUUUAUAAGUUUAAUAAGUACUACACAGAAAAUUAGUUCAUAUAUUAUUCAGCAUGUUAUAAAAAACAAUUGUCUGUACAAUAAAUUAUUUAAUAAAUUA